This is a messenger RNA of Aphanomyces astaci, 1026 nucleotides long. RefSeq lists its product as hypothetical. Bases 1 to 1026 code for a protein of 341 amino acids. The record is from RefSeq and is a predicted model, not a curated record. The transcript has 3 exons. NCBI's taxonomy places the organism in Eukaryota, Oomycota, Saprolegniomycetes, Saprolegniales, Verrucalvaceae.
AUGAGCUCCAAGCGAAGCUACCGUAGCGGUGUCAAGCAACUUGGCACCUGGCUUCAGUCGUCUGGACGGUCGUCCAUGAACGAUACGUUCAUUACGACGGUGCCGGGGGCCAAUACGUUGGUCGAGUCGUCGCUGGUCUUCCACUGGAAUCUGGAGGCUUUGCAGCUCUCCCUCAUCACUUUGCUGUGGGUCCACGAAGAGCUCCGUGGCGUGUUGAAGCUCUGCCUGGCCUCACUGGUCUACCACAAAGAAUUCUUGGAGGCCUCUUUGCCACCCAAGCAUCAACUUCUUGCGUCUGUACUGUUUGGAGACUUGACCUUGGCCAACAACUGGGGUUCCAGGGUGACUCUUGCGUCCAACAUUUUGCAGCCCACCGGAAUCCCUCCACAUGUCGGUCUCCACGCCCAGCUGGAGCAAACGUCUGUCCUUGUGCGUACGCUCCCAACUGAAAUCUGUGAAGGCAUCGAGAAGAUCCUUGAAGACAAAGGUAUGACCGCCGGCAACAUCACUCAGUCGUUGCUUGAAAAGCUUUUGAAGGACGCAGUGGCCUCCGUCGUGUCGUUGACAUCAGCGAACAGUUCUACCACGGUCGAAUUCACAGACGAAUCGAUACCAACCCGCCCUGUUCAUUACUGGGGAGGGCGAUGGCACAACCUUCCUGAAGGUUUUGAGAUGCCAUCGGCCGAUGUUGCAAAUGCAUGGCAUGUUUGGUGGUGUGGCUUACCGGCGCGCGGUUUGCCCCCGCUGUACAAGCUAAGUUCCCGCGACAUGUCAAAGAAGCAAGCCAAGAUCCUGUGUGAGUGGAGUUUUGCGAUUGAUGAGCUGCAGAAAGCCUAUUUCAGCGCAGCCGGAAGAGAACUGGGUCGUCCAAUCAAUUCUGCCUCAGUCAUAGCUGCCUUCAGCACCAUUAUGACUGCCUUGCCUUCGUUGUGGGGACAGACUCAACUGGGACAACAGCGUCGCUUGUCUCAGUUGAAGAUGGUCACGUUUGCGCGCCUAGCUAGAAAGCGUAGACGAGAGUCGUAG